Quercus lobata is the source of this 2034-nucleotide messenger RNA. RefSeq names its product receptor-like protein EIX1. Lineage: Eukaryota; Viridiplantae; Streptophyta; Magnoliopsida; Fagales; Fagaceae. The transcript is spliced from 2 exons. The record is from RefSeq and is a predicted model, not a curated record. Gene Ontology annotation, molecular function: protein binding. The coding region runs from base 1 to 2034 and encodes 677 amino acids.
AUGGGUGGAAGUUCCCUCCAAUUUCUCCUCACUUUAAUUCUUCUUUUGUUGUGCAUGAAACCAACUAUUGCAAAUUUUUUGGGGUUAGUAGAUACUCACCUUGGCUGCAAAGAGCAUGAGAGACAAGCUCUUCUCAAGAUUAAACAAGACCUUAUUGAUGACUAUGGCCUUCUUUCUUCUUGGAGCUCUGAUCAAGAUUGUUGCACGUGGAGUGGGGUCAAGUGUAGCAACCAAACAAGCCAUGUCAUCAUGCUCAAUCUCAAUGCCUCAUCCUUUCCCUCACUGCCUUUGCGAGGUAAACUUAAUCCUUCCUUGAUUGAGUUGAAAUAUUUGACUUAUUUGGAUGUGAGCAACAAUGAUUUUAAUUGCAGCCAAAUCCCAGUAUUCAUUGCUUCUCUCUCCAACUUAAUACACCUUGACCUUAGUAAUGCUAAUUUCGGAAGAAAUAUACCUUUUCAGCUUGGGAACCUUUCCAACUUGCAGUACCUUGAUCUUAGCUGGAAUUAUUUUAAUAAACCUGAAAACAUAGAGUGGCUCCCUCAACUUUCUUCUUUAAAAUUCCUUGAAAUGGGUACCGUUAACCUGAGCAAAGUUAAUAACUGGCUCCAUGUUGUGAAUAAACUGCCGUACUUGACAUCCUUGUUCUUGUACUCUUGUGAUCUUCCGAAUAUUUUCUCUGUUCCCCUUGUCAAUUCUUCUACUUGUCUUGAUGUCCUUGAUCUCUCUUAUAAUAAUCUCACUUCGUCUUCUUCAGUACUAGAGUGGAUGUUCAACUCCAACACUAGUGUUGUUGAACUUAAUCUCAAUAAUAAUCAAUUUCAAGGUUUAAUUCCAGAUGCUUUUAGCAGAAUAAACUCUCUAGCGCAUCUCUAUCUCGAUUCUAAUGAGUUUGAAGGCGAGAUACCAAAAGUCUUUGGUGGUAUGUGUAAUUGGAAAACAUUGUCUCUAUCAGGGAACUAUCUCAAUGGACAACUUCUUGAUUUUAUUCAUAAUUUGGCUAGGUGUGCAAAUCACUCGAUAGAAUUUUUGUAUUUAGAUCAUAAUCAAAUAAUGGGAUCGUUACCUGAUCUCACAACACUUCCAUCAUUGAGAGAAUUAUGGCUUUACAAAAAUCGUUUGAAUGGAACAAUACCUGAAAGUAAGGGAAAACAAUCCAACCUAGAGACUCUGUAUCUUGGAGAUAAUUCAUUGAAAGGUGUUAUUUCUGAAGUCCACUUCUCAAAACUCACAAAAUUGAAGUAUUUGUACUUAUCUAAUACCCUAUUAGUUUUCAACAUCAACUCUAAUUGGGUUCCUCCUUUCCAAUUAGAAGGGAUAGGGUUGGGGUUCUUGCCAACUAGGUCUAGUAGCUAUGACGAUCAUGCAAUUUGGAUGUACAAAGGAAGAGAGUACGAGUACAAAAGUAUUCUUGGCCUAUUAAAAAGCAUUGAUCUUUCAAGCAAUAAAUUAACCGGGGCAAUUCCUUCAGAAAUUGUGGAGCUUAAUGGAUUGAUUUCUUUGAAUCUCUCAAGAAACCUUUUAAUUGGAAAAAUCCCUUCAGAGAUUGGUUUGUUACGCUCAUUGGAAGCUCUAGAUUUAUCUAAGAACCAAUUGUGUGGUGUAAUUCCUUCAAGCAUUUCUCUAAUUAAUUCUCUAAGUUCCUUGAACUUGUCGAACAAUAACUUGUCAGGUAAAAUUCCAACAGGCUCUCAACUUAAUACCUUUAAUGCCAUUGCAUAUGAAGGGAACCCAAAUCUUUGUGGAUUUCCUCUUCCAAAGAAAUGUUCAGGAGAAGAUACAACUCAAAACCCAGUCGUGAAUACAGGUAGUGGCCAUGCUAUCAUUCAAGAGGAGGAAGAUGGGUUUGUAACCCUAGGGUUUUAUGUUAGUGUGACCCUUGGAUUUGUUGUCAGUUUUUGGGGAGUUGUUGGGACAAUGGUACUGAAUUGGUCAUGGCGAUUUUCCUAUUUCAAGUUCUUGAACAAUUUCAAAGAUAAGCUAUAUGUGAUCGGAGCAGUGAUUAUGGUUAGGUUACAGAGGCAGCUUCAAACAUAA